GUUUGAGCUAGUUCUGGUCCUGCUCGGACAUUUAUGUUAAGUUAAACAGUCAGCAGCACAGGAGGAGGUGUGGACAGAGGUGUAGCAAGAAUACAUUCACGUCUCAUUCUGUGUUAAAGGCAGUACUUUUUUGGUCUCUCUGCCCUAAAAUCCAAAGCAACUAUGGGAAGAAAAAAAUCCUCCGGUGAAGCAGAUGCAAACAUAGAGCCAAGGAGAAAGUCUAAAAGGUUGUCGGAGAGAGAUGCACCGGCAGAACCACAGCCGGAAAAGACAAAGGCACCACCAAAAGCCAAAAAAGUGAAAGAGUCAGCAAAGGCAAAGCCAGAGGAGAAGAAAGACGAACCUCAGGAAGAGAAAGAAGAGGCUCCUGCAGAAAAUGGAGCUGAGGAGGUUGCAGCCACAGAUGAGGCAGAGAAAAGUGAGGACAAGGAGGCUGAAGAAGACGAGGAUGAGGAGGAGGAGGAUAAAGAUGCAGAGUAGUGCUAGAAACCCUUAAAACAGUUGCCAGUUUCCGUGUUCCUUCUUUCUUGUACAAUGCAGAGAAUAUUUUAUCUAUUUUCUUAUGACAGCAGAGUUUUUAGGGAUGUGAUCACAAAAAUGUCUUUUAAAGAAUACAAAAAAAAAUUCACUUCAAUUUCAUGGCUUUUGUGAAGGGAAAGUCUGAGGGUUUUCUUCUUUGAUUGUACUUUUUUUCAUGCUGAUGUCAGGAGUUUCAUGUUCAGUUUACUUGAGGCAUUCCUGAUAAGUUGAGGUAUUUUGUGACUUGUACUGCUUUUGAGUUCAUUGUAAUACUGUGCCUGGUAGGACAUGAGAUGAAAAAAAAGCCUGAGAGUUGUUUCAUGCUAAUUAACAUCGUGUUCACAUAAUUAUUUUCACUAGUACUGGCAUUAGUCAUGUGGAUGUUUUUAUGCAGUCUGUAAUGGUACAUUUAAGGACUGUUAAAAAAAUCCAUAUUGUCUCCUUUGCACAGUUAAGCAUAGCUAAUCAUACAUGCUGUGGUUUUGUCUUUUCAGAUUAACUGUUUUUUUUACUACAAAAUGUAUACACCACACAAUGUGGGUAUGUGGUUUGGGGGUUUCUUUACUAAUGUACAGUCUCCUCCUUUUUUUAAAAAAAAAAAAGAAAAGGAUUUUUUUUUCUGUAUGAAUUAUAUUAAAUGAGAAUUAAAAUGAAACUUUGUUUGUAUUCCAUGUUCCUAACCACUUCAUUAUGUGUUCAGUGAUUGGAUUUUAAUCAAUGCAAGAUGAUAUGAACAGCUUUGAACUAAAUUGCCACUGAUCGUGACCACCUAACUAUUGUGCAUAAUAUUAUCUGGGAUCCCUUUGUCUAAAUGCCAUGGCCAACUUGUCUGGAGUUAAAUGUGUUGCUUAAUUUGACUCCUGUAGCAUUCAAGUUUAAAUGAAGUUGUACAGUGUGUACAUAUAUAAUAAAUUACGCAGUGGUUGGCACUUAGUAGAUGAUGAACCAAAUGUAGCAAGGUUAUCUGGUACGAUGGUGACAGGCACAUUUUAAAUAUAGUGCAAAGUGAGGUGCUUUCUUCUGUGUUGAGCUGUUUACAGUAAGUGUAUGGUGCUGCAGUUUACACUAAUAAACCUGUGAAUUACAUUUUACCCAUAAUAUCCAGCAAAAAUCCCAAUCCCAAUAAUAUAGUAUUUUCAUUAAAAAUUUGAUAAAGUAAGAACAUAAUGUAUAGAAGUCAAAAAACGUAAGAUGGGUGCUGUGUGUCUUGUCUUCUCAUUUGCUAAGUCUAAUACUGCAAUUUAGGGCUCCACUAUGCAUUCAAUAAAUGACGCAGAAUGGUCAAUGGUUGAAAGGAAUGGCUUUCCAAAAAAAUGUAUUAAUGAAUUUCAGUAUGUAGGCCUAUUAAGUAUUUAAUAAACACUUUUCAUGAAAUGAA
This is a messenger RNA of Solea senegalensis (Senegalese sole), 1897 nucleotides long. RefSeq names its product non-histone chromosomal protein HMG-14A-like. Gene Ontology annotation, molecular function: nucleosomal DNA binding. Gene Ontology annotation, cellular component: chromatin; nucleus. The transcript is spliced from 6 exons. NCBI's taxonomy places the organism in Eukaryota, Metazoa, Chordata, Actinopteri, Pleuronectiformes, Soleidae. Bases 163 to 480 code for a protein of 105 amino acids. The record is from RefSeq and is a predicted model, not a curated record.